GAAGCUGACGGGCAGCAGCUUUAACCAAUUGCAGUCUGGUUCGUUAGUCUCAUUUGCCAACGAAGUGGGCGGGCUAAAAAAAAUCUGUAGCAGGGUUGGGUGCGCGGUGGCAGUAUUGCCGCAGCUACUCGUGGAAAAGCUGGUUAGAGAGCGGAAGGAGAGACAAGCAAUCCAAAGAUGCAGACGUUAACAGCCAGUGAGAUCCGCCAACGGUUCAUCAACUUCUUUGUGGAGAACCAGCACGCCUAUGUGCACUCUUCAGCCACCAUUCCCCUGGAUGACCCUACUCUACUCUUUGCCAAUGCUGGCAUGAAUCAGUUCAAGCCCAUCUUCCUCAACACUAUUGACCCCUCUCACCCCAUGGCAAAGCUGACAAGAGCUGCCAACACUCAGAAGUGUAUCCGGGCUGGCGGGAAGCACAACGACUUGGACGAUGUUGGCAAGGAUGUCUAUCAUCACACUUUCUUCGAAAUGUUGGGUUCCUGGUCUUUUGGAGAUUAUUUCAAGGAAUUGGCUUGUAAAUUUGCCUUGGACCUGCUCACCAAAGAGUUUGGCAUACCCAUUGAGAGGCUGUACGUCACAUACUUCGGCGGCAAUAAGGCCGCAGGUCUGCAGCCAGACUUGGAUUGCAAACAAAUCUGGCUGGAUCUAGGUUUGAAAGAGGGUAAAAUUCUCCCAGGCAGCAUGAAGGAUAAUUUCUGGGAAAUGGGAGACACGGGUCCAUGUGGACCUUGCAGUGAAAUGCACUAUGAUCGGAUUGGAGACCGGGACGCUUCACACCUUGUCAAUCAAGAUGAUCCCAACGUGCUGGAGAUCUGGAAUCUAGUUUUCAUACAGUUCAACAGAGAGGCUGAUGGGACCUUGAAACCUCUUCCCAAGAAAAGCAUUGACACAGGCAUGGGCUUAGAGAGGCUGGUGUCCGUGUUGCAGAGCAAGAUGUCUAACUAUGAUACAGACCUCUUUGUGCCCUACUUUGAGGCUAUCCAAAAGGGAACUGGCUGCAGGCCCUAUACAGGGCAGGUUGGUGAGGAUGAUGUAGACGGCAUAGACAUGGCCUUUCGAGUCCUGGCUGACCACGCCCGAACCAUCACUGUGGCCCUUUCAGACGGCGGAAGGCCCGAUAACACCGGCAGGGGGUAUGUUCUGAGGCGCAUCCUUCGACGUGCUGUGCGCUAUGCCCAUGAGAAACUCAAUGCUCCCAAGGGGUUCUUCGCCACACUGGUUGAUGUGGUGGUACAAUCUCUGGGUGGUGCCUUCCCUGAACUGAAGAAAGACCCUGAGAUGGUGAAAGACAUCAUCAAUGAAGAGGAGACUCAGUUCCUCAAGACGCUCAGUAGAGGGCGCCGCAUCCUCGACAGGAAGAUUCAGAGCUUGGGAGAUGGCAAAAUUAUUCCUGGGAACACUGCCUGGCUGCUAUAUGACACCUACGGCUUCCCUGUGGACCUCACCGGACUCAUUGCAGAAGAGAAGGGCCUGACGGUUGACAUGGAGGGCUUUGAGGAGGAGAGGAAGACUGCGCAGCUGAAGUCUCAGGGCAAGGGAGGUGGCGAUGAAGAUCUCAUCAUGCUAGACAUCUAUGCUAUUGAAGAACUCCGGUCCAGGGGCUUGGAGGCCACAGAUGACUCUCUGAAAUAUAAUUACACAUCGGAUCCCAGUGGCACUUACGAGUUCAGCAGUCCUGUGGCCACAGUGAAAGCCCUCCGCCGGGAGAAGACAUUUGUGGAGGAAGUGUCUACAGGCCAAGAAUGUGGGGUCAUACUGGACUGCACCUGCUUCUAUGCUGAGCAGGGAGGGCAGACCUAUGACGAGGGCUACCUUGUGAAAGAGGAUGAAGGCAGUGAGGAUAAGACAGAGUUUACAGUGAAAAAUGUACAGGUGCGAGGAGGUUACUUGCUUCAUGUGGGCACAGUCUAUGGGAGCCUGAAAGUGGGAGACGUGGUACGGCUGUACAUUGACGAGCCAAGGCGAAGGCCCAUCAUGAGCAACCACACAGCCACUCACAUCCUCAACUUCGCCUUGCGUGCUGUGCUGGGGGAGGCCGACCAGCGGGGGUCCUUGGUUGCUCCAGACAGGCUGCGGUUUGAUUUCACUGCCAAGGGAGCCAUGUCUACGCAGGAAAUCAAGAAGGCAGAAGAAAUUGCUAAUCACAUGAUUCAGGAGGCCAAGGUGGUGUAUGCCAAAGACUGUCCCCUGGCAGCUGCCAAAGCCAUCCAAGGUUUGCGCGCCGUGUUUGACGAGACGUACCCUGACCCUGUGCGUGUUGUCUCGAUUGGCAUACCCAUCGAGGACAUGCUGGCUGAUCCCUCCAGUGGCGCAGGUGCCAUCACGUCUGUGGAGUUCUGUGGAGGAACGCAUUUGCAGAACUCCGCCCAUGCUGGUCACUUUGUAAUUGUGUCGGAGGAAGCUAUUGCGAAGGGCAUCCGGAGGAUCGUGGCAGUCACGGGAGCAGAAGCACAGAAGGCCCUAAGGAAAGUGGACAUCCUUAAAAAGCUGCUGUCUGACUUGGAAGACAAGGUGAAGAUCCAGACCGCUCCCAACAAAGAAGUCCAGCAUGAGAUCGCAGACCUCGGCGAGACACUGGCCACCGCCGUCAUUCCCCAGUGGCAGAAAGAUGAACUUCGAGAGGCCCUCAAAGCACUGAAGAAGGUUAUGGAUGACCUUGAUCGUGCCAACAAAGCAGACAUCCAGAAACGAGUUCUGGACAAGACGAAACAACUCAUCGAGGCUCACCCCAACCAGCCACUGGUCAUUUUGGAAAUGGAGAGUGGCGCAUCUGCAAAGGCACUUAAUGAAUCCCUGAAGCUCUUGAAGACUCAUUCCCCCAAGACAGCAGCCAUGCUGUUCACAGUGGAUAAUGAAGCUGGCAAGAUCACCUGCUUAUGCCAGGUCCCUCAGGAGGUCGUUGGCAAAGGGCUAAAGGCUAGCGAAUGGGUGCAACAGGUGUCAGGGCUGAUGGAUGGUAAGGGGGGUGGAAAAGACCUCUCUGCCCAGGCCACAGGCAGAAACACUGAUUGCCUUGAAGAAGCUCUGAAGCUGGCUACAGACUUUGCUAAGCUCAAGCUGGGUGAGCUGAAGAACUGAUCCCUCCAGUCUGGGAGCAAAUUCGAGGGAAUUGUCUGCUCGGCCAAUAGGUUAGGCGUUGUACUUUAGCGACAUGUCUGUGGAGACAAAGACUGCACAUGGUUGUCCUUCUAAAUUCAUCCACUCAGACACUAACCAAGCAAGGUGUGUAAGGCAAUAACCUGAACCCAGGACAUAAGAGCCCAGGACUGCACAAGCUCUCAUCUAGUGUCGUCAUAAAAACAACCUCCUCAGAACGCCCGCUGCCAAUUAAUUGACCUCCUUUUUUGCACACAAACAUUUUGUCACACGCAUGCUCCCUAAUAUUCUAAUACUGAAAUGUGCAGUGGUGCUCCAGUUGUACAGUUUGAAGGAGAGCUCUGCACAUGCACCUCCCUCCAUGCUCAAGCACUUGAAGCACUUGUUGUAAUGUGAUCCUGUGCUGGGGGUGAGCAUCAAGGCUGCUAUCAUCUCUUUCUUUGUAACUGGGGAAGCCCUUGCUUCAAUUCAUAGUGUUAACCUCUGUUGCAGCAAAGUCAAAUGCGGUAGCAUGAGGUGUACUGAUCACCAUAGGUUCAGUGCUGAAUAAAUGAACAGAUGUGUGUUUAAGUCAA
Molecule: messenger RNA, 3674 nt
Organism: Rhineura floridana
Lineage: Eukaryota; Metazoa; Chordata; Lepidosauria; Squamata; Rhineuridae
Gene: AARS1
Product: alanyl-tRNA synthetase 1
Exons: 21
Coding region: 178-3081 (967 amino acids)
Biological process (GO): alanyl-tRNA aminoacylation; tRNA modification
Cellular component (GO): mitochondrion; cytoplasm
Molecular function (GO): amino acid binding; aminoacyl-tRNA deacylase activity; ATP binding
Source: RefSeq, a predicted model, not a curated record